This is a messenger RNA of Phaeodactylum tricornutum CCAP 1055/1, 267 nucleotides long. RefSeq lists its product with no specific name. Gene Ontology annotation, cellular component: mitochondrial inner membrane. The annotation marks the transcript as partial. Lineage: Eukaryota; Bacillariophyta; Bacillariophyceae; Surirellales; Neidiaceae. Gene Ontology annotation, biological process: pyruvate import into mitochondria. The transcript has a single exon. The record is from RefSeq and is a predicted model, not a curated record.
GGUGGUCUCGGAGCACUCGCUGGUUGGGGCAUGUCUGGAGCCGCUAUUUACGACGCCACCAUUCAAGGUCCGGAGGUGAUCAGUCUCACCAUGACCCCCGUAUUGAUUGUUUACAGUUCACUUUUUGCACGAUGGGCAUGGGUCGUCAAGCCGCAAAAUCUGCUUUUGUGCGCGUGUCACGUAACCAAUGUAGGCGCGCAGCUGAAUCAGCUCCGCCGGGCCUUGCAGUACAAGAUUGAAAACGGUCAAGAAGAACAAGUCAAGGAA